Messenger RNA from Lindgomyces ingoldianus, 1764 nucleotides. RefSeq names its product xylulose kinase. Gene Ontology annotation, cellular component: cytosol. The transcript has 3 exons. Lineage: Eukaryota; Fungi; Ascomycota; Dothideomycetes; Pleosporales; Lindgomycetaceae. Gene Ontology annotation, molecular function: D-xylulokinase activity. Bases 1 to 1764 code for a protein of 587 amino acids. Gene Ontology annotation, biological process: D-xylose metabolic process; xylulose metabolic process. The record is from RefSeq and is a predicted model, not a curated record.
AUGGCUGACCAAUAUCUGGGUUUUGAUCUGAGCACACAGCAACUGAAGGGAAUUAUCGUGCACUCGGACCUCAAACUUGCUUAUGAGGCGAAGGUAGACUUUGAUGUUGACCUUGCAAAAUAUGGGAUCAGCAAAGGUGUCCUCACUAAUCCCUCUGAGGGUGAAGUGUUUGCUCCUCCAGCAAUGUGGCUCGAGGCUAUCGACUUAGUCCUCCAGCGCCUAGAAGCUCAAGGGGCAGACUUUUCGAAAAUAAAAGGCAUUUCUGGAGCUGGAAUGCAGCAUGGGACUGUGUUCUGGAGUAGAGAUGCAGAGGCUUUGCUUGGUGGACUAGAUGCCGGGAAAACGCUGUUGGAACAACUGGAAGGAGGCUCAAAAGGAGAGAAGAAAAGUGCUUUCAGCCACCCGUUCAGCCCCAAUUGGCAGGAUGCUAGUACGCAGAAACAGUGUGAGCGCUUUGAUGUGGCUCUGAGGGGUCCCAUGCAGUUGGCGAUAGCCACUGGAAGCAAAGCUCAUCAUCGUUUCAGUGGGCCGCAGAUAAUGCGCUUUCAUCAAAAGUACCCUGAGGCGUACAAAGCUACCUCACGUAUUUCUCUCGUCUCCUCAUUCCUCGCAUCAAUAUUUCUAGGCCAAGUGGCACCGAUAGACAUUGGCGAUGUAUGCGGAGCGAAUCUCUGGGAUAUUAAGAAUGGUCGUUGGUAUGAAGAUCUUCUGGCACUUGCCGCCGGGGACAAAGGCGUUGAUGAUCUCAAGUCGAAGUUGGGCAAUGUGCCAGAAGAUGGAGGGGGCAGUUUCGGCGCCAUCGCUUCGUAUUUCGUGAACCGAUACAACUUCCCAUCUUCUUGCCAGAUUAUUCCGUUCACAGGAGAUAAUCCAUCUACUAUCUUGGCUCUACCGCUCCGCUCGUCUGAUGCUAUCGUCUCACUGGGCACGUCGACAACGUUUCUCAUGUCGACUCCACAGUACAAGCCGGAUCCCGCUUACCAUUUCAUGAACCACCCCACUACACCUGGGUUGUAUAUGUUCAUGCUUUGCUACAAGAACGGAGGCCUUGCCCGCGAACACAUUCGCGACGCAAUCAAUGGCCUCUCCUCUUCGGCAGACAGCAAGUCUUGGAAUCUCUUCAACGAGACCUCUACCAGCACCCCUAUUCUGGGGCAGAAAGACCCUAACUCCGAUCCAAUGCGCCUAGGACUCUUCUUCCCAAGGCCAGAAAUUGUACCGAGUGUCAAAGCAGGAAUCUGGCGAUAUCUCUUCGCAAACAACACUCUCACGGCCGUACCCCCUCCUUCGGCUCAGACGAAGACAGAGGACAAGUCAUGGCCGAUCCCGCAUGCCGAUGCUCGAGCAAUCUUGGAAUCUCAGUUCCUCUCACUCCGCCUCCGGUCCCAGAAUCUAGUUGAGAAACAGGGCGAAUUGCCUCCCCAGCCGCGCCGUGUCUACAUGGUCGGUGGCGGCGCAGUGAAUCCAGCCAUCGCGGAACUUGCAGCAGAAGUUCUCGGAGGCGCAGAUGGAGUUUACAAGCUCGAUAUUGGUGGCAAUGCUUGUGCCCUGGGGGCAGCGUAUAAAGCUGCUUGGGGCGUUGGCCGCAAAGAUGGCGAAUCAUUUGAGGACUUUUUGGAGGCCCGAUGGAAUGAGAAGACUUUUGUACAGAAGAUCUGCGAGGGUUAUAGAAAAGGGACUUGGGAAAGGUAUGGGGAGGCGCUGAAGGGAUUCGAGAUGGUGGAGACGAAGGCUAUUGAGGAAAAGGGGGAGGGAAGGGAGUAA